UACCAGUCGUGCCGUUCGUCAUGACAGGCCGCCUUCACAGGCGACUUAUAUAACGGUCAGCUGUCUUUCAGUGGCAAUACCAGCGUCCACCAUGAGCAAGGUCGCAGUUCUUUUCGUCAGCGUGGCUGUCCUGGCUGCAGUCCUGCCUAGUGCCGUACACAGUGCAAGGUCCCUCGAGGAGACAAAAGGAGUUCUUCUCGCGGUGAGGGCCGCUCUGCUGAAAGCCACGGGCAACAUUCUCGAUGAGAAAACCUUAGCCCGCAAACCGGACAUCCUGACCCAAUGCGUUGGCAAGCUCAAGCAAGCCACCGACACCCAGAUUCUCUCUCAGUGCGUCGAACGCUGCAAGAAAAAGGCACUUGACCAGACGAAGGCGUCCACGACGCUGAGGCAAACCCUCAUCUAUUUCGUCGACGAAGGGACGACGGCACCCUACACAACUGAGGGGCUACUCCGAGUCGCAGACAUUAUCAAGUGUGGCACUACUUUCUCACCAGGCAAAAAGAACUGAAAGUUUUGGUUUCUUGUGCACAAUUUCUUCCAGCAUGUGCGCUGUAAGAACUGAUUAAAUGUACUCUUCUGGUAAAA
Messenger RNA from Thrips palmi, 588 nucleotides. RefSeq lists its product as uncharacterized. The record is from RefSeq and is a predicted model, not a curated record. The coding region runs from base 92 to 511 and encodes 139 amino acids. Lineage: Eukaryota; Metazoa; Arthropoda; Insecta; Thysanoptera; Thripidae. The transcript is spliced from 2 exons.